AUGGCGGUCAAAGCUGCAGUGCCAUUCCUGGUGGCCAUGAUGCUGCUGACAGGUGUGUGUAAUACACUGUUAACCAAGUACCAAGACAUGCAAUGCGUCGACAACUGCGACUCUCCCUCGCCGAAAUACCGCCAGCACUUCGAACAGCCCGUCCUUCAGACCCUACAGAUGUUUGUGGGUGAAAUGGGCUGCUGGCUCGUCAUCGGCCUAUUCACCCUCUACCAGCGGUACGCGAGCGCGAAGGCAGGCUACGAGGCCAUCCCGGACAACGAUGGCGCUGCUACACCAGGUUCAGAUGAUAGCGAGACCGGCGCUGUUGCCAACCCGCUGAAGCCUGCGCAUCCCGAUGAUGAGGGCAGGAUACCACUCGAGGGACGAAGCAUCUUCUUGUUGGCGCUCCCAGCAUGCUGCGACAUUGCCGGAACAACGCUCAUGAACGUUGGUCUGCUGUUCGUCGCAGCCAGUAUCUACCAGAUGACUAGAGGUGCUCUGGUGCUUUUCGUCGGUCUGUUCAGCGUCUGGUUCCUCAAGCGUCAUCUGGGACUGUACAAGUGGUUUUCGCUCUUUGUUGUCGUUACUGGUGUAGCGGUUGUUGGACUCGCAGGCGCCAUCACCAAAGACGACAAAGCAUCGCCCGGGCACCAAUCCAUUCACGAUGAUACCACUGGCUCCGUUGGUGCGCAAGCUGCUACUACUCAAGCUGCCAUGACCAUCAUCGGUGUACUGCUCAUUGCUGGUGCGCAGAUCUUCACCGCGACGCAGUUCGUGCUCGAAGAGAGGAUUAUGGAAAAGUACGCCAUGGAGCCGAUCAAGGUUGUCGGCUGGGAAGGUGUGUUCGGCUUUUUGGUUACGCUCAUUGGCAUGAUCAUCCUACACUUCGCAAUUGGAACUGGAUACUUCAACGCGAGAGAGGGAUUGUACCAGAUGACGCACUACCGCGCUAUCGCAGUAUCGUCGGUGUUGAUUAUGAUCAGCAUUGGUGGCUUCAACUUCUUCGGUCUAUCCGUCACUCGCACCGUCUCUGCCACUUCGCGCUCGACCAUCGAUACUUGCCGCACCCUUUUCAUCUGGAUUGUGUCGCUUGGCCUUGGCUGGGAAACUUUCAAGUGGCUCCAGGUUGCAGGUUUCGCUUUGUUGGUAUACGGCACGUUCUUGUUCAACGACCUCAUUCGCCCACCGCUAAAGGCGUGUGUUGAGAGGAAGGCUGAGCCUCUGCUACCUGAGGGUCCGAUCGAGCAUCUCUAG
This is a messenger RNA of Alternaria incomplexa, 1245 nucleotides long. RefSeq lists its product as uncharacterized. Gene Ontology annotation, biological process: pyrimidine nucleotide-sugar transmembrane transport. Gene Ontology annotation, cellular component: intracellular membrane-bounded organelle; Golgi membrane. Bases 1 to 1245 code for a protein of 414 amino acids. NCBI's taxonomy places the organism in Eukaryota, Fungi, Ascomycota, Dothideomycetes, Pleosporales, Pleosporaceae. The record is from RefSeq and is a predicted model, not a curated record. The transcript has 3 exons. Gene Ontology annotation, molecular function: pyrimidine nucleotide-sugar transmembrane transporter activity.